AUGUAUACCAAGGUCGGCUUUGCUGGUGAUAAGAGCCCGCGCGUGGUUUCCCCGACAAUUGUGGGCUAUGAUGGAGGAUUCGAGAACAACGCAUACGUUGGCGAUAAUGCCAGCCCGAUCCAGCGUGGAUUGAUCACCAACUGGGAUGAUAUGGAGAAGAUCUGGAACCACGCCUUUGCCACUGACCUUCAGGUUGCUCCGGAAGAGCGCCCGGUUCUCCUGACUGAGCGCUCGCUGAACCCCAAGGAGAACCGAGAGAAAACUACGCAGAUCAUGUUUGAAACAUUUAAAGUCCCAGCCUUUUAUCUCGGGAUCGACACUGUCUUCGCUUUGUACGCGUCCGGCCGUACCACUGGCGUGUCCGUUGAUUGUGGCCAUGGCUCUACUGAUUGUGUCCCCGUUUAUGAGGGAUCGGCAUUGUACCAUUCAAUUCUCCGGGUGGAUGUAGGCGGAGACGACAUAACCAGAUACCUGAUGGACCGAUUGGGCGGAAAUGAUUCCAGUCCUGAUAUAUUCGCGGACAUGAAAGAGAAGCACUGCUUUGUUGCACCUAAUUUCGAUCAGGAGUCUCAGCGUACUGCUCAGCAGAGCUAUGAGCUGCCUGAUGGGCAAACGAUAGAAAUGGGGGCGGAGACAUUCCGGGCCCCUGAAGUCCUCUUUCAGCCGUUUAUGCUUGGUCUUGACAUCCAUGGCAUUCAUCAGCAUGCGUAUGACUCUAUCUUCAAAUGCGAUCUUGACAUUCGGAGGGACCUAUAUGGAAAUGUUGUUCUGUCUGGAGGCACUUCAAUGUUGCCUGGUAUGGCAGACCGACUACACCACGAACUGGUCUCUCUCAGCCCGCAAUCUAUGAAAGUGAACGUUGUAGCUGCCCCGGAGCGAGAGUACUUAGCGUGGAUUGGAGGUUCGAUGCUGGCAUCACUGUCGACAUUCCAAGAUCGUUGGGUAACCAAGGAGGUGUAUGAUGAAUCAGGUCCUGGGAUUGUCCAUCGGCAGUGCUUUUGA
Molecule: messenger RNA, 1002 nt
Organism: Aspergillus nomiae NRRL 13137
Lineage: Eukaryota; Fungi; Ascomycota; Eurotiomycetes; Eurotiales; Aspergillaceae
Product: Actin-1
Exons: 4
Coding region: 1-1002 (333 amino acids)
Source: RefSeq, a predicted model, not a curated record